UUCGUUUUGGGCUGCGAGUUCUGGCGCUACGAUUUGAUUAGUUCGAUCGGCAAUUGCUGGUUUUGCGUUUGUGGAAUAUGCUCGGCUUCGAAUGUACGCCGCGAUGGGGGCCGAUGUGAAGUGGUUUCGUGUUGCUUCGGUCUUUAUCAGGAUGAGGUGGAAGCGGCGAUGGUUCUAGGGGUCGAGGGGAAGGAAGGAGCGAAGGCUAAUAAUACCUGCGAAGAAUGCGGCGCCACUUUGAAGAAACCCGCGUACUUGAGGCAGCAUAUGCAGGGCCAUUCGCUCGAGGAUAAAGUAUGUUGGCUCAUCUAGUUAUGAUAUAAUAUGGUGUGAAGCAUUGGAUCCCACUGAAAAGGACUCCAAAGUGCAAGAGGCUGCAAUCUUGUAUCUUGAUUGGACUAGUAUCAGGUUGGGGGACCAUCAAGUCAGCCUCGGUCACGCAUGUUCUAUUUUGAGAGGUCUUUCAAGUGUUCUAUACAGGAUUGCUCUGCCAGCUAUAAGAGAAAAGACCAUUUGGCUCGUCACUUUCUUCAGCAUAAAGGCAAGAUUUUCAACUGUCCUAUUGAUGGUUGCAAUAAGUCAUUUGUGUAUCAAGGGAACAUGAAGAGGCACUUGAAUGAAAUUCACAAUGAUGAGGAACCAUUGACGUCUGGUGAAUGUAAGAGUCUGAAGCAGCAUGUUUGUCCGGAGGGUGGGUGUGGAAAGGUUUUCAAGUUUGCAUUGAAGUUGCAAAAGCACGAAGAUUCUCAUGUCAAACUGGAGAAUGUGGAGGCUUUCUGUUGUGAGUGCAUGAAAUACUUCAGCAAUGUUGACUAUCUAAAGGAGCACAUGCGGUCAGCUCACCAAUUAGUCAAUUGCGACAUAUGUGGGACUAAGCGGUUGAGGAAGACUAUCCAACAGCAUCUCCACACGCAUGAGAAGAAAAAUUUGGCUGAUUCAGAAGCAUUCAGAUGUCAUGUUGAGGGUUGUCUCAGCAUUUUUUCAACAGUGCAAUGCAGUCACCUACUAAGUAGAUUUUGGCUGGGCAUGGAAUAUAAUUGUAUGGAACUUUGAAGCGAGUUCAUUUAUCGUGUGGCUGCUGAGUGUA
Eucalyptus grandis is the source of this 1087-nucleotide messenger RNA. Its product is annotated as transcription factor IIIA-like. Bases 442 to 1053 code for a protein of 203 amino acids. Gene Ontology annotation, cellular component: nucleus. NCBI's taxonomy places the organism in Eukaryota, Viridiplantae, Streptophyta, Magnoliopsida, Myrtales, Myrtaceae. The transcript has 4 exons. The record is from RefSeq and is a predicted model, not a curated record. Gene Ontology annotation, biological process: regulation of transcription by RNA polymerase II.